AUGGGUCGGCGAUCCCCGAGAUUCGACGCAUGGCUCGCGCAGCGCUACCCGCUGAUCCGACAGGAAGUGACUUCCGCCGGCGGCGUGGCGGCCGCGGACAACCUCUGCGUCGACGUCACGGACGUGGCGCGCCUGCUGAACGCCAGGCCCGCCGUCCCACCGGGCCACCUCGGCGUGGUCCUCGGCGUCCUGGCCUACGUGGACUUCUUGGUCGGCAUGGUCAAGCCCCGCAGGACGCUGUUCCUGGCCCUUGACGGGGUUGUUCCUGAUGCCCUCCUCCACAAUGAACGCUGCAAGCGCUUUUCAAACUUAAGUGCCUCGGGGCAAGAGAGAAGGCUAAACUUCGAUAUGAACUCCAUAACUACUGGAACAAAGUUCAUGCAUGCACUGGACAAACAUAUCUCUUUCUUCAUGCGGUGGAAGAUGUCUGAAGAUCCAAAUUGGCAGGUGCCUGUAGUUGUGUUUUCAGGGUCAAGGGUUGUGGGUGAUGCGAAAAUGAAGAUAUUGCAGCACAUCAGGGAGCAGAAAGCAGUGCCAGCCUUUGGCAUGCUGAGGCACUGUGUGUACUGCAUGGCACCUGAAAUAAGCCUGCUGGCUCUGGCCACGCACGAGCCCAACUUCUACAUUCUUUCAGAAAGGGACUUGGUGGAUGGCCGAGGCACCCAGAGCACAGCGCCAAGGCCUAGCGACUUCGUCAUUUUGCAUCUUGGGAUCCUUCGUGACUACUGGGAUCUUGAGUACUCCACCAUCCAGCCUGAUUUUCAAGUGGACAUUGAGAGAGUGAUAGACGACUUUGUCUUCUUGUGCCUGUUGUUUGGCAAUGAUGCCCUGCCAGGUGUCCCAACACUGGAUGUCCUGGAAGGUGGCCUCCAGCAGCUAUUGACUGUAUACAAGCAUGUGCUACGGUCCAGCAAGAAUUACAUAAUUCAAGGAGGUCAGCUUCAGAAUAAGCAAUUAGAAGGAGUUUUGAGGGCGAUGUCCGAGUUAGACCCAGAAAGGAUCCAGAGCCGGUAUGCGGCUUGGCAGUUUGGUGUGGAGCAGAGCAGGGCCGCACCUGGAGGGCAAAGCCGCCCGCUAGAUCCAAAGGUUGCAAGAAGGCUUGCAGAUUUACCAAUGGAAAAUUGGUACACUUGCUGGAAGGAUUCAUACUACAGCGAGAAGCUAGGUAUCAAGCGGGGCAACUAUGAGGCACGAACUCGUGUCGUCCAAGACUAUAUUGAGGGUCUGCACUGGCUGUGGCACUACUACACCGUGAGCACAAAGUCGUGGUGCUGGAGCUAUCCUCACAACUAUGCCCCGCCCCUCACAGACAUUGUGGUUCUCGAUGGCCUGCAGCCACGCCCUUUGUCCUUUGCUAUGGGCCAGCCGCUUACAAACCUGGAGUAUUUGCUCUGUGUGCUGCCAAAGCUCUCUGCACAACUGCUUCCAGAGUGCUUCCAGGUUUUGGUGACCAACGAUGACUCCCCUGUGGCCGCCCUGUAUCCCGGAGAGUAUGCAGUGGACACUGAAGGCGCUUGGUGUGAGGACGACCAUGUGGUGCUGCUCCCCCACUUCGACGUGGACAUGCUUGUGGAUCACUUCAGGAUGGCAGACCUUGAGCUGCUGGAUGUGGGAGGAGGAGAGGCCAUCAUCGAGAAGGACACCCCAGGCGAAAUACUGAUUUUGAAAUUUGUGGAAGGGAUGAAGGAUAUGGCCUUCUGCAAAUCAACUCUGCCCAGCCACUUCUCUGAUGUGGUAGAACCGAACAGCCUCGCCUUUCUGCGCUGCCCUUCACAACACUCCAGUGCGGGUGGAUUUGAGCAUGCAGGCUCUUUGGGCUGCAUGCCCCACCUACAGGCACGGGAAGGCAGCCCUUCACUGAGGGAACCUUUCAAGUUUAAUGGAAGGCUUGAGUGGACAGCUGGCGGAGGGCAGGAGACCUUUGUUGUCAGAAUCGACAAUGAGGACUCUGCCAUCAAUUUCCAGCACCCCCGACCUGCCGCGGGAUCAGUAUUCAGGCUGCUGAAGGAACAGGCAGUGUUUGUUGGUUGGCCCUUCCCCCAAAAGGCACAUGUGCAGGCGGUUUCAGAUGAGUGGCAGUAUGUGUCUCCCUCAAACCCGAUGUAUCAGACAGACGAUAAACAGCACAAACAUGAUGCCAGUCGGGUGGAGAUGGCGUACCUCCAACAGAGAGGGAUCCGCACAGGCCCCUGCGAUCUGUUGCUCCAUUUGCAGCUUGAUGGAUCAGAGCAGACAGAGAUUCAUCCAGCACAGAUGGCGAUGAUCCAACUACAAAGUGGUUGCUGGCAGUCUGUUCUGGAGUUCUGCGCGCCACAGAUUGACAGUGGUGUGGUAAAAACUGUCGUUAUGGAAAAGGUUGAGGUUUCUGGCGGCAUGGCACAGAACUGCCCUCAGCUGGAAAAUGCACAGGAAGAUCUUUUGAGGAGAGCACUAAAUUCAAGAAUUGGUGUGAAAGACUCAAACCUGAAAG
Molecule: messenger RNA, 2470 nt
Organism: Ostreobium quekettii
Lineage: Eukaryota; Viridiplantae; Chlorophyta; Ulvophyceae; Bryopsidales; Ostreobiaceae
Source: the annotation of a GenBank genome assembly